AUGUUAACACAAUGGUUUCAAACCAAUGUCCAAGACCCUAAUGCACGUGAGUUAUCUUACGUUGAAUUUCCUACCAAGUAUGUAUGGAAAAAUGAUGAGAAACAGUGGUCACGUAGAAAAAGAGGUAGAUCUCUAGGUAGGGUUGCAUAUGUUCACCCUACUCCUGGUGAAUUAUAUCACUUGAGGUUGCUGCUAAAUUACCAAGAAGGCAGCUUUGGAUUUGACCAUUUGAGGAUCGUCGAUGGCAUUCUUCAACCCACGUUCCGAGCUGCAUGCACCUCUCUUGGUUUAUUAGGUGAUGAUAGGGAAUGGAAUAAUGCUACGUUAGAAGCUGUUGUCACUGCAUCAUCCUCUCAACUUAGGCAAUUGUUUGUCACAUUAGUUCUCUUUUGUGAUGUCGCUGAUCCAUCAACUUUGUUUCAAAAGCAUUGGAAGACGAUGUGUGAUGACAUUUUGAAAAACAUGAUCAAUGUUUUUGACCUGCAAGAUGUCUCUAAAUAUCAAGAUGAACUUAGAAAUUCACUUUUGUACAAGUUAGAAAAAUUGUUUGUUGCUGCAAGUAGUUCUUUGUCAAAACAUCACCUACCACAACUAAACAAUUUAAUGAUGGAUAGACUUGCAAGUAAGAGUUUGAGGGAAGAGUUAGAUUAUGAUGUUGACAAGCUAAAACAUAAGCACUUGCUCUUGAUCAACCAGUUAAAUAGAGAGAAAAAAUAUGUUUAUCAAAGUGUCAUAGAAACAAUUCACAACAACAGAUCUGGCCUGUUUUUUGUGCAUGGUCAUGGUGGGAUAGGCAAAAUUUUUUUGUGGAUCACCAUGAUAGCUAAAAUUAGAUUCCAAAAUCAAAUUGUUUUAGCGGUUGCUUCAUCUGGAAUUGCUUCCCUUUUGCUUCCUGGUGGAAGAAUGGCUCACUCUAGAUUUAAAAUUCCUAUCAACAUCACAGAUUGUUUGGUUUGUGAAAUAAAAAAAGGGACACAUCUUGCAAAACUAAUUACUGAAGUUGUUCUUAUUCUUUGGGACGAAGCCCCCAUGAAUCAUAAACAAUAUUUUGAAACUCUAGAUAGAUCCCUUCGUGAUGUUAUUAAAAGGUCAAAACCAAGUUUUGACCAUUUGACAUUUUGGGGUAAGCCGAUUCUUUUUGGAGGUGAUUUCAAGCAAAUUAUUCCUGUUGUUCCAAAUGGAAGUGUCGUUGACGUUGUUGAAGCUUCAUUGACGAGUUCAUAUCUUUGGCCCUAUUUGACCAUAUUCUUUUUGAAGCAAAACAUGAGACUUUCAAAAACAGGUUUGGACAAAAGGGAAAGACAAGAACUUGCUAAUUUUGGAAAGUGGAUAUUAGACAUUGGCAACGGUACUAUUGCCAGGUCUUUAUCUUCAACUGAUGAAGAAAGUUGUUGGGUUCAAAUUCCCAAACAAUUGCUUAUCCGUUUUGAAGAAGAUCCCAUCAAAGUCAUGGUUUCAUCUGUGUAUACCAAUUCCAAAACAAAUUUUCGAGAUGUGCCAUAUUUGAAAGAAAAAGUUGUUGUCACACCGUGUAAUGAUAUUGCCACUGAAAUAAACGACUUUCUAUUGGGUAUCGUGCCUGGUGAAAGUUGUACCUAUCUUAGUUUUGAUUCGGUGUCUUCUUCAACAGAAAAUUUAGAAAAUUUAGAUGUGCUUUAUCCAAUGAAAUUUCUGAACCAACUUGAUUUACCUGGUUUGCCACACCAUAAGUUGGUUUUGAAAGUUGGAACCCCAAUGAUGUUGAUCAAGAAUUUAAACCAACGUGCUGGGUUGUGUAAUGGAACACGGUUGGUUGUGAUGCAAUUAAACGAUAGAAUUAUACAAGCAAAAAUAAUUACGGGAAGCAACAUCGGUGAAAGAGUUUAUAUCUCUAGGAUAAUUACUGAAUCAUCUCAGAACAAAUUUCCCUUUACCCUACGAAGGCAACAGUUCUCUCUAAAAAUUUGUUAUGCGAUGACAAUCAACAAAAGCUAA
Molecule: messenger RNA, 1974 nt
Organism: Pyrus x bretschneideri (Chinese white pear)
Lineage: Eukaryota; Viridiplantae; Streptophyta; Magnoliopsida; Rosales; Rosaceae
Exons: 1
Coding region: 1-1974 (657 amino acids)
Biological process (GO): telomere maintenance; DNA repair
Molecular function (GO): DNA helicase activity
Source: RefSeq, a predicted model, not a curated record